AUGAAGGUCCUCAGCGCCGUCCUCGCUGCCCUCGGCAUGGCCUCCGCGGCCGCUGCCCAUAUGGAGAUGAAGAGCCCGCCGCCGUUCCGCUCCAGCUUCAACCCCAACACCGGCGACGACAUCGACUACGACAUCCGCUCGCCGCUCAACUCCGACGGCAGCGACUUCCCCUGCAAGGGAGACCUGCGCCUGCUCGACACCCCCAAGGGCCGGCCCGUCGCCACCUGGGCCCCCGGUGGCACUUACUCCUUCGUCAUCCACGGCGACACCCCGCACGACGGCGGCAGCUGCCAGGCCUCCGUCUCCUUCGACUCCGGGCGCACCUACAAGGUGGUGCACUCGUACAUCGGCAACUGCCCCGUCUACGGCGACUCGAGCUACCGCUUCACGCUGCCGAGCGACACCCCGUCCGGCCGCAUGAUCUUCGCGUGGAGCUGGUUCAACAACGAGGGCAACCGCGAGAUGUACAUGAACUGCGCGGUGAUCAACGUGGCGGGCAAGCAGCGCCGGGACGCGUCGGUGCCGCUGGCGAGCCGCCCGGACAUGUUCGUGGCGAAUGUCGGGAAUGGCGUGUGCACGUAUGAGGGCACGGACGUCGAGUUCCCGCAGCCGGGGCCGGACGUGACGCGCAACACGAACCGCGCGCAUGCUCCCGGUAGCGGCAGCUGCAACAACUGGGGCGGCGAUGGCGAUGGCCAGUGGUGGUGA
Molecule: messenger RNA, 708 nt
Organism: Cordyceps fumosorosea ARSEF 2679
Lineage: Eukaryota; Fungi; Ascomycota; Sordariomycetes; Hypocreales; Cordycipitaceae
Product: extracellular protein
Exons: 1
Coding region: 1-708 (235 amino acids)
Source: RefSeq, a predicted model, not a curated record